Molecule: messenger RNA, 1124 nt
Organism: Hymenoscyphus albidus
Lineage: Eukaryota; Fungi; Ascomycota; Leotiomycetes; Helotiales; Helotiaceae
Source: the annotation of a GenBank genome assembly
AUGAGUUGGAAUACUAUAAGUCAAUUUUGGCCUCCGAAGCCUGACUUUACUGAGACAGACAUCCCAGAUGGCUCUCUUGCUGGGAAAGUGAGCAUUUCCUUUCUUCGGUCACUUCACCUGAUAUAUGUUACAGUACUGUAUAUUAUGUACCUAAAUUUGCUGACCAACAUAAUAGGUAUACAUCGUAACAGGUUCCAACACCGGCAUCGGUAAAGAGUUAGCACAACUCCUCUACUCCAAAGCCGCAAAAGUCUACAUCGCCGCCCGCUCAAAAGACAAAGCCCUAAAAGCAAUCGAGGACAUCCAAGCCAAGCACCCAGAAUCCAAAGGACAAUUAGUCUUCCUUCCCCUCGACCUGGCUGAUCUCAGCACAAUCAAGGCGUCAGCAACCGAGUUCCUCUCCAAAGAACAGAAACUCCACAUCCUCUUCAACAACGCCGGUAUCAUGGACCCACCCGCGGGGUCGAAAUCCGCUCAAGGCUACGAAUUACAGCUGGGAGUCAACUGCCUCGGUACCUUCCUCUUCACCAAGCUCCUAACCCCCAUUCUGGUCUCCACCGCGACCUCAGAACCAUCUGGCUCUGUUCGUGUGGUUUGGGUUUCCUCCGCUGGUGCAGAACUAGGAUCGCCCAUUGGAGGAGUAGAAAUGGAUAAUCUCGAUUACAACCGCGAGAAAAGCAAUCCUGAGAAAUACGCCAUUAGCAAAGCAGGGAACUACCUCCACUCGACCGAAUUCGCCAAGCGGUUCAAGAAGGAUAGGGUGGUCAGUAUUGCGUUGAAUCCUGGGGCGCUGAAGAGCGAUCUUUACAGGAACCAGAGUUGUGUUGCGCAGGCUUUCACGGGGUUGAUUACGUAUGAAGUCAUUUAUGGUGCUUAUACCGAGUUGUUUGCUGGAUUGUCGGAUAAGAUAUCGCUGGAGAAUUCGGGUGAAUGGGGUGAGUUUUUCUUCUGAGUAUGAUGAUGGGAAGGGAUUGCUAAUCUGGGGUUUAGUCGGACCUUGGGGACGGUUGUUGCCUAUUAGAGCGGAUAUGCUUGAGGCUUCGAAGUCGAUGGCUGAAGGGGGAACUGGGAAUGGAGAGAAGUGGUGGGAGUGGAGUGAGGAGCAGGUAAAGCCGUUCCUGUGA